AUGACUCUGGGAGCCGUCGCUGUGUUCCGGUCAGGGACCGGAAGUGGAAGGCUGGCGAGCGUUGCCGUGGAGACGCGCCGCUGUUUGCCACCAAGAACGGGGCCUGCUGCGGGUGGGGUCGCUGGAUGGAGCCGCAGGGAGACCUGAAUAUCUGUGACUCCCUGGAGCUGCCGUUGGAGAUCAUAUCAGAGUGACUGACCUAUUUAUCAGCGGGAGCUUUGGAGCUGCCAGUCCUUUGGAACCGAUGGAGCAUCUUCUGCAGGGGCCCUGAAAAGCAAUGGCUGCUGCUUCACAUCUGAACGUAGCACCCCCCGAACGGCAGACCUCCGCGGGCAUUGCAGAGCCUCCCCUCUGGCAGCCAUCCUCCGUCACCAUGCACGUCACUCGGCCGAAAUCCGCAAAGGGGCGCGUGAGGCCAAGCUUGAAUUACUCCCAUAGCGUGGAGGCCUAUUCCUGUCGAGUGCCAUCGUCCCCUCAGCCGUUAGACCCCUGCGAUGAACCUGGGAGUGGCCGGAGAGCAGCCUCCUCCCAGCAGGUGUGCCAACCCGUUCAGGCACCUCCGGCCGAAAUCCCGGAUCUCCUCCAGCAGGUGCCCACCCGGACCUCCUCUUCCUUGAAUAAAUACAGGGUGCUCCCGUCCAUUAGCAGAAAGGAGCUGAGGAGAGGCGCAGUGGAAGCGAUGUCCGAACAGGCAAGUCAACUCCGAGUGAGCAACCGCCUGAAGGAGGAAGAGCAGGGCUUCAAAGCUCGCCCUCCGGAGAGGAUGCCCUUCUCUGCCAUGACAAAACACGACAUGGGCAGCGGCGAACAUGUGAAAAUGUCACCACCUCCUUUGGAAACAAAGCCAUUGGGUAAAAUGAAAGAAGGAAGUACCUCCUCGUCAGCAGUCGCUCUGGAAGAGCCCUCCGAGAAAGAGCCCAGGUUGCUCUUGGCCAUCAGGUCUCCUUCGGGUCAGAGGUUUGAACACCACUUCCGGCCGACUGACCACCUCGAGACUGUCCUCGCGGUGGCGGAGCGAAAAAACUCAGCCGCGUACAAGCGCUGUAGUAUUGAAACAGUGGAAGUGCCUCGGCGGACCUUCUCGGACCUGACCAAGUCCUUGCAAGAGUGUGCGAUCCCCCACAAGUCAGUGCUGUGUAUCUUGCAGGAGGAGCCAGAGGGGGAGCUUUAAGCCACCAGGGGCCGCUCUCUGUAUUAAAAUGCCAUUGGAGGCCACGGAUCUUCGCCUGAUGUCCACUUCUUUGGCCCCCCCACAGGCACCUUUCUGUGGCCUAAAAGCCCGAUUUCCCAAGCUGUUCCCUGCAUACUCAAGAGGGGACUGUUUCCAAACAUCCCAUUUCAGUUCCCUUUUUUAUGUGUCCGCCUCCCAGCCAGUUUCCCUCGUACACCUCCCUUCUCUGGAAUCGUUACAAGUGCCUUUCCCUCAGCAGAAGGCAGUACCUCCUUUCAAGGUCACCUGUUCUGCCCAUUUGUUUCGUAUUUCUGAUUCGCUUUUUUCCCAGUAGGAGGAUUAAGUUUCCUUUGGCUGUAGACGUGGGUCAUUUUUCUCACUACGAGCCUAGGUUAGUGUCUGUAGGAUGGGAAGAUGGACACUAGGAGUCUGAUCCCAGUGGGAUCGUUUCCUGACGAAUCCCGCUUAAACAGAUUGUCAUCCAGUGGCAAUGUCUCUGCAGAGCCUUUCGGUUUGCUUUCCAGUGCUCUGUUUUUAAAUUCUUUCUCCAGAGAACAUCCUGGGUUUGGUUGCAGAGACAGGCACACUUUUUUCUCUGCCUUCAAGAAUAAGCGACCUUUGCUUUCUCUGGCUACCCAACUGGGUUUGUUACUGUAUUCUUAAUCAGCCGUUCCUUACAAGAUUACAGCAUAAAUUGGUCUUGAGGGAAUGGGUUAUCGGUAUAAAUUUGCAUUUCAGUGUUUGGCAGCUGGUGCAAAAACUCUCUUUUUUGGAACAGGAGUUGAUUGCAAACUUGUGUUGAUUUGGUAUUCUUGUUCUCUAAAUUGAGUUGAGGCCUGUGUAUUAAGGGCAGCUCUCUCAAAAAGCUGCUUUUUCGUUUUUAAAAUCAACCUUUGUAUUUAGCAAAAUGCCAUUUAUGUUCUUGUAAAAAAAUCUGUAUUUGUGUGUGUGAGAGAGAGAGGGAAGAACCUAUCCAAAGGCAACCUUUAGGGCUUGGACAGUUUGUAUUAUACAAAAGCUGCAUUAACCUACUGGAUUGCUUGCCAAAUGGGCCCACUCCUGAGUGUUCGUAUCUCAUAAACAAAUCUCAGCUUUUGCUUCAAUGAAACAGCCAAACUAACCUCUUCAGAUUAGAAGGGGGCUUUCACUGCUGCUUUAAUUAGGGCUGCCCAAACAGGCAACUUCCCUAUGAACUGUACAGAAUUGGCAGUUUGACUUUUCUUCCUCCCCAUCUGGCAGAAACGUUGGCCCUAUCCCAUCCUAAAGAAGACAGUCCUUUCCUUUGAUUACAGCUGUGGAGUUCCUGGCCAAACCCCUCUGCAAGCUGCCUGCUGUUCUCAGCUCUAAAGCAGCGACUGUGUGGUCAGGGAAGCAAUGAAUUAGAAAGAGCAGCGGCAGGGAAUGUCACACCUCUUUCCGCUGCCUGUCAGUUCCCUGCAGAGCGUAGUUUGGGGAGCAGAAUAUAAAAGAAGCUUGACGGUUCUGGGCUGGAGGUUGCAGGAAGCAAGGCCUAGGUGACAGGCAGCAUUAUCCUUUCAGGAAUUGAUACGAGUGCUCGAGGCAAGGCCUGAUUCUGGCAACAGCACAGAGGCGCCCCCCCCCCCCACGCACUAGAGGGCAGAACCCUUUCCAAUUCAGGCAGCACAAGGAAGGGGUGGGAGGAACUGCUGUUCCGUCAGUUGUUUUUCCCCCAAACGGGAAAGCAGCGGCAGCGGCUCACUUUCUGUGCAAGUCCGCCACACAACUUCGAGUCCUUUUUGGUCAGGAGGAACCGGCCGAGUCGGACAAAUUGCACCACGUGUUCUGUACUGCCGAGUCUUCUGCUCUGUGGUUUACUGCAAGGUGGCUUAUUUGGAAGGGGGAGCUGUUCCAAACUGUCAGAAACGGGACGAAAGGGAAGGAAGCUGUAGCCAAGACGAUGCCGGUGCCAGUUCAGAUAUACAGCUUUUCAAAGGCUUGCACUGGUACAGUCUGCGAGGUGGAGAUGUAUCGUGAAGGCCCCUCCUACGUGGAAUAUGACCCACACAGGAAAGCGUGUCAGUACUAAGGGUGGGCUGAGCCCCUCACACUGCUAGUUGUGGCUGUUCAGUGAGGUUUUCAAGAUGUGUAUAAGGUGUCCCAUGAUUGGAUUCUUAUUCAUUGACACUGGAGACACAGUACAAAAUUUUCCUCAUUGAAUUUGGAGGGGGCACGGGGAAAAUGUCCUCCAUAAUUUGGGACCAAGCAGUUGCCUUUAAGCACUGCUUUCUCGUUUUGGAGCCACUCGAAUGGGCUGUAUCUGUGUCUCCAGGUAGAGAUGAGCAAACUGUUCUUAAGAGCACAGUAAGCAUGUUGGGAGGGAAUGCAGGCAUGAUGCACUUCAUGUCCCUUUUCUGGAAAAGUCGAGGGGAAAAUCAAGCUUGAAACAGUCAAUUAAUGUACAGAAAAGUGUUAUGAUUUUUGCACUUAAUUCACAAUGAAACCUGUUACGUGUAGUGUUAGGCUCAAUAAAGAUA
Molecule: messenger RNA, 3666 nt
Organism: Gekko japonicus
Lineage: Eukaryota; Metazoa; Chordata; Lepidosauria; Squamata; Gekkonidae
Gene: UBXN10
Product: UBX domain protein 10
Exons: 3
Coding region: 278-1171 (297 amino acids)
Molecular function (GO): protein binding
Source: RefSeq, a predicted model, not a curated record